This is a messenger RNA of Mustela lutreola (European mink), 4224 nucleotides long. RefSeq names its product adhesion G protein-coupled receptor F3 (gene ADGRF3). Gene Ontology annotation, biological process: G protein-coupled receptor signaling pathway; cell surface receptor signaling pathway. Lineage: Eukaryota; Metazoa; Chordata; Mammalia; Carnivora; Mustelidae. Gene Ontology annotation, molecular function: G protein-coupled receptor activity. Gene Ontology annotation, cellular component: membrane. The transcript has 12 exons. The coding region runs from base 1 to 2982 and encodes 993 amino acids. The record is from RefSeq and is a predicted model, not a curated record.
AUGCCAAAUGACUCAGGCCGGCCUGAGUCCCCUAGGGAGGAAGGUGUGUCUGGGAGAAACCUGGGGUCAGCCUCCUCUCAGAGGUCUCUCCUCUGUGCUCUGUUCCAGGCACAGAGUCAGGCUGGAGGGGAAUCGGGGCAGCCACUGGACCAAAGGAGUGGAGAAGGUGAAUCAGUCCUGGCCUCGGUCUAUGUACAGCUGGCCUUGUCCAACCAGACCUGGCCACUGGCAAUCUCCAGGACCCUGACUCGCCCCCUUGCCUCGGCUUCCUCUUUCCCAAGAACUCUCACUGGCCUCAGCCUCACGACAGAGUGUAACGUCCACGCGGAUGGGCAAAGCUAUUGUGCGUGCCUGUCUGGGUACCAGUGGAACACCAGCGUCUGCUCCCAUCACCGCCCCUGCCAGACCACCCACAACCACAGGCCCUGCGGCUGUCUGGUCUUUGGCUCUACUGAAGCCGGGUACUGCCAGUUGCUGCCACCUGUCCCCGGAAGGCUGAGCCCGAACUCCUGGGUGCGGACGCCGGGCACCACUCUGAACCUGACCCUCAUCAAGAGCCCUGAGACCACAAACCUUAACUGGUUCCUGCGGCCCGCGGGCAGCCCCACCCCCAUCCUCCUGCAGCCAGGGACACAUGUGUCCCUGGCCUCUAGCCCGGGCCAGGCUGUCCUCAGCAUCUUCAACGUCUCCCAUAGAUGGGCAGGUGAGUACCUGUGCUGCUUUGAGGCUCAGGGAUUCAGGUGGGAGCUGUCCCAGGUGGUGGAGGUGCCGCUGCAGGCAACAGAUGUGGCUCGGCUUCCAGACCAGCUCUCCAUUUCCUGUGCCACCUGCCCUGGCUUCCAGCUGACCUGCUGCAUCCCUAGCACACACCUGGCCUACACAGCUUCCUGGAGUCCCGGAGAGGGCAGCAAAGCCUCCUCGGCCAGCGCGCCCGGCUCCCAGUGCUUUGUGCUGGCCGUCCAGAGCUGCCCUGUGGUGGACACCACAUACACUUGUGAGCUGCAGAGCCCAGGGAUGGCCCCUCUCAGGGUCCCCAUCUCUGUCACUGUCAUCCAGGAUGGAGACACCACCUGCCCAGGGGACUCCUCAGCUAUUGCCUGGAAUGUCACCAAGGCUGGCCACGUGGCACAGGCCCCGUGCCCGGCGAACAGGACGGGUGUGGUGAAGCGGACUUGUGGGCCGGAUGGCAUUUGGGAGCCCGUUUAUAGCAGCUGCACAGACGCAGAGCUCCUGGCCUUGCAUCGCAGAGCCCGGCUGCUAUGGGCAGGCCAGGGCCAGCCUACUGUGGAGGUGCCCCAGAUCCUGGCACGGCUGUCAGAGCAGGUGACAGCAGUGAGCUCUCCCUCUGACUUGUUGGCAUUGUUGGGCACCAUAUCAUUCCUGGCUCGGGUGGUGGUGGAUGCUAGAAUACAGCUUACCCGCAGGGCCCUGCAGGGUCUCCUGAAAACCACAGACAAGGUCCUCGACAUGGACACUGACUCUCUGUGGGCCCCAGCCCAGGCCCAGAAGCCCUCGGUGGGCUCAGCUCUCCUGCUGGCUGUGGAGACCCUGGCGUGCCACCUGUGCCCACAGGGUCAGCCCUUCUCCUUCAGCUCGCGGAACGUGCAGCUGCAGACCCAGUUCCUUGGACCUGCGUUUCCUGCUGACUACAGAGCCUCCUUCUCCACUCAGCCCCCCUUGCAGGCACGCAUUCCCAGGCGCUCACUGGCCCCGCUGCGCCAUAAUGGAACUAACGUCAGUGUUACUAGCCUGCUGCUGCGGAAACUGGACCGUCUUCUGCCCCCAAACUAUGGCCAAGGCCUGGGGGACUCUCUCUAUGCCACUCCUGGGCUGGUCCUCUCCAUUUCCGUCAUGGCAGGUGGCCAGGCCUUCAACCAGGGAGAAGUCAUCAUGGACUUCGGGAACACAGCUAGCACUCCCCACUGUGUCUUCUGGGACCACAGUCUCUUCCAGGGCAAGGGGGGCUGGUCAGAUGAAGGGUGCCAGGUGCAGACAGCCCACACCAGCCCCACCACUCAGUGCAUCUGCCGGCACCUCACUGCCUUCUCCAUCCUCAUGUCCCAAAAUACUGUUCCAGAAAACCCCACCCUGGAGCUGUUGAGUCAGGUGGGCUUGGGGGCCUCCAUCCUGGCACUGCUCGUGUGCCUGGGCGUGUACAGGCUGGUGUGGAGAGUCGUGGUACAGAACAAAGUUGCCUACUUACGCCAUAUGGCCCUGCUCAACAUGGUGCUCUGCCUUUUGGCUGCAGACAUCUGCUUCCUGGGAGCCCCACUGCUUCCUCCUGGGCCCCAAAGCCCACUCUGCCUGGCUGCUGCCUUCCUCUGUCACUUCCUCUACCUGGCUACCUUCUUCUGGAUGCUGGCUCAGGCCCUGAUGCUGGCCCACCAGCUGCUCUUCGUCUUCCGUCAGCUGUCCAAGUGCCGAGUACUCUCCCUGAUGGUGGUCCUCGGCUAUAUGUGCCCAAUAGGGUUUGCAGGGGCUGCCCUGGGCCUCUACCUACCCCAAGGGCAAUACCUGGGGGAGGGGGCAUGCUGGCUGAAUGGGAAAGGAGGGGCGCUCUACACCUUCGUGGGGCCAGUGCUGGCCAUCGUGGGUGUGAAUGGGCUGGUACUAACCAUGGCCAUGCUGAAGCUCCUGAGACCUUCGCUGUCAGAGGGGCCCCCAGUGGAGAAGCGACAUGCCCUUCUGGGGGUGACCAAAGCCCUGCUCAUUCUCACCCCCAUCUUCGGCCUCACCUGGGGGCUAGGCCUAGCCACUCUUCUGGAGAAAGUCUCCAUAGUUCCUCACUACAUCUUCACGAUUCUCAACACCACCCAGGGUGUCUUCAUCUUGCUGUUUGGCUGCCUCAUGGACAAGAAGAUUCGAGAGGCCUUACUCCAACGCUUCGGCCGCACCCCACCUCCCAAGUCCACCAUCUCCCUGGCUACAUAUGAAACCUACAUCCCAGAACACAGCAAAGGAAGAAGUGAAGAUGCCAGGUGAGAAGCAAGCCCUCCUGAGCAGUACGGAGCGAAGCCGAGGCUAGCAAGCAGCGUCCUGGCUCAGAAGGCUCCUCUUCAUGUCAUCGUCCCGGCCCAAGGAUUGGAAAACAGACUUUCCCAGCAUAGACAUUUCUAGAUGGCCUAGCAUCUUCUACUGCUUUCUCAGAAAGCUGGAGGCACUUUUACCACCACCAACCUUUGAUUCAGUUCACUCUGAACAUUCCUUUUCACACUGUCAAAUAUUGAAUUAUCCUGAAAAACCUUUGCUUCGAAGGACUUGCCGUUGGUGGGUUUGGUAUCCAGAGGGCAGGGCAGCCUUGCAAGGUCUCCUUCACCAGAGCAGAGCUUCAAGGCGAGGCCUUUCAUGGGGGAAGGCAGAAGCUGUGCGUGAACCACACACGGGGCCCAUGUGGCCCCUCUUCCACGGGAGCUGAGAAUGUGCCUGAAUCCACCAGGAUGGACCCCGCCCAGAGCUCUGAGCCCUUCUGCCCUCCCAGAGCUCAGCUGUUGGCAAAGAGAAGCUGGCGUUUCCACUAGUCACAUUCCUUUCUCUUGCAGGUCACUUAUCCCCAUCCCUAAACUAUGCAAGCAAAAAUAGCAUGAAAAACUAGCCAAAGCUACCUAAUAAAAAGCCUUCCUCUGCUGUAAACACAGUCGACAGAUAGUAAAGUUCAAAAUGAUGGCAAGUAAUGAUUUUGCAGGUCUCAACCAGUUGACUAAUCAACAGUUCAUGUUACAGAUAUAUUUGAUAAAAAUUGUUUUCUUUUUAACUAUUCAGUGACUGCCUUUCUGAUUAUUUCUUCCCUACAGCUAGGAAGAAAAAGGAUGGCUUAAUGACAGGAACUCCGAUCUUCCAAACAUUAAAGGUGAAGGACAGAUUUGGGUUCUUUUCAAAGUUUAGGAAAAGGUGAAGCUAAUAGGCCCCUCUUUCUUUAACUUUCACAAUAUCAAUAUAAUGUAAGUUUCGUAGAUGUAUGCAUGUAACACCAAGUCACUGAUCUGAACACCUUCUUAAGAACAUAUUAACAACUUUAAAGUACAGUGGAAAUUACCACAGACCGCCAAGGAUUAAAGCGACAAGUUGACAAACACUGACAUUUAAAAGUGACAGGCUUUGGGGCACCUGGGUGGCUCAGAGGGCUGGGCCUCUGCCUUCAGCUCAGGUCAUGGUCUCAGGGUCCUAGGAUAGAGUCCCAUAUAGGGCUCUCUCUUCAGCAGGAAUCCUGCCUCUCUGCCUACUUGU